GCGGGGCUACCCGGCGAGCACGAGGAAAGGAAGGUGGAGUAGAGCACUGGGCCAAGUGUCUGUCGGUCGGCAAACCUCCGCCUGUACGCCGCUCGCUCGGUACCGGCGCAGCGGCGUCUGCGUGCCCGAAGUCUGGGAGGCCUUUCCUUCUCUUGGUGGCAUUCUCUGGACCGCUGUGGAGCCCCUGGCACCUUGGACACUUGAUGAGUGGAUGACUGCGUGCUUAGAGGACGGUGGUUCUCUGGACUCUGUGAGCCAGCGGUGUUGGAGCUACACGGCUUGUGUCAUGGACUCUGAGGUCAGCAAUGGCUCCGGCCUGGAGGCCGAGCACAUCACAAACCUGCUGGUGUUCGGCUUUCUCCAAAGCUCUGACUCUAAUUUCCACCAAGAGCUGGAGGUGCUGGGUCAAGAAUUGCCUGUGCAAGCUUACCUGGUGGCAGACUUCGAAGGCGAGCUGCAGACAGAUGGCAGCCAGGCUAGCCGCCCCUUCUACCACGGAAGAAUAGAGCCAGAUUCUGAAAGUCAGGAAGAAGUCAUCCAGAACAUUGCCAGACAUCUCGCCCAAGUAGGCGAUGAGAUGGACCAGAACAUCCAGCCCACGCUGGUGAGACAACUGGCCACACAGUUCAUGAACAGCAGCCUGUCGGAGGAGGAUAGAAGGAACUGCCUGGCCAAAGCCCUCGACGACGUGAAGACAGCCUUCCCCAGAGACAUGGACAACGACAAGGCCAUGCUGAUAAUGACCAUGCUGUUGGCCAAAAAGGUGGCCAGUCAUGCACCGUCACUGCUCCGAGAUGUCUUCCACACGACCGUGAACUUUAUUAACCAGAACCUAUUCUCCUAUGUGAGGAACUUGGUUAGAAAUGAGAUGGACUGAGGGUGCCUGCAGAUGCCCGACUGGCAAGAAUGGUGAAGCUGCCUCCAAAGGAACCGUGACCAUGUAAACACACUGGCAUGAAGACAGGUCCUGGAGAACGGCUGUCUCCCUAUCUCCAGGUGGUGGGAAUCUCAAGCAGGUGGUUCACGUAACAUUUCUACAUUCAGCUUGAGUAUAUCUGAAGAGUUUGCGCCAGCUCCUGCAGCCACACCAUGUACCUUUGUCUUAUCCGCUGUACAGGUUCCCACUUGGAAAUUAAACCUAAAAGCAGGCUGUAAGGCGGAAAAGUGUCUUUGUGAUGUGGAGUGACUGUGAGAGGUCAGCUCUGGGACUGACUUCACCAUGCCGGUGGGCUUCUCUUUAAGGAGAACAGCGUUAGGAGAGGCACAUCAGCCCGUGAGUGUCACGUCCACCCAGCCUAGUGGACACCCCAGUGCUCACAAGGCCACCACCUGCCUUUGUAAAAGCUGAAUGGAUGAUCUCAAACCAUGGGAAGGCCAAUCACCCACCCCACCCCACCCCACCCCACCCCACCAUUUAGCUGUUCCAGGGCUCAACUGUUUUCUCAAGAUUUCUACCCCAGUAGAAACAAACUGAAUCACGUACACGACUUACCUCGUGCUAGGGAAUGCAAAGAACGACUCACAUACCAGCAUCACAGCAGAAUGCACAGCAGAGUCCCACAACAGCAGCGGGUAACUCGGUCACAGAAGGUGGCUGGCUUCCAGUCAGGACUGGCACUGUCUUGGUUGGAGAGCAAAGCUGCCACCCUCUCCCCAGGCAGCAUCACAGAAGAUUCUGUGUAUCAAAGCAAGUGUUCCCUUCGCUUUUGGACGUCAAGAGACAAGGCCUCACUACAUCCUCAAACGUGGCUAAGUCUUCUGUUAAAUGCUCAGGCUGGGGUUGUCGGCAUGGCCACCACAGCCUGCAUUCUAGCUUUGAACUCAUCCCAGCCACGGGGGCUGUGAGGGCCUGGGUGGAUCCUGUUAAUUAGUGGAUUUUUCUUUAGGAACAUGAUCUUUGUGUGGGUAUAAUUGAGAAAUUAUUUUAAUUUAGAGAACACUUUUCAUUCUGUUCUAAAAAUAUGUGAAUUGCUGUAAGUGGUAGAAAUUUGUUUCUUCAAAAUAAAAUAAAAGGUUCUUCUCUAAAAA
Molecule: messenger RNA, 2028 nt
Organism: Mastomys coucha (southern multimammate mouse)
Lineage: Eukaryota; Metazoa; Chordata; Mammalia; Rodentia; Muridae
Gene: Bid
Product: BH3 interacting domain death agonist
Exons: 7
Coding region: 212-877 (221 amino acids)
Biological process (GO): apoptotic mitochondrial changes; positive regulation of intrinsic apoptotic signaling pathway; positive regulation of release of cytochrome c from mitochondria
Cellular component (GO): cytoplasm; mitochondrion; cytosol
Source: RefSeq, a predicted model, not a curated record